AUGAAUCUAUCGCUUGACAAAAUUAUUCUUCACUUGUUUGAGUUUUGGGGUUUGGUAUGCGUAAAAAUUACUACGGACGGAUCAGUAUUUUUAUAUAGGCCUUUUAUAUUUGGAAUUCUUUUGGUGUGGUUGACAUUUCCUAUUAUUUUUUAUGGGAUGAUGUUGGAAAUCAAUAUACCUAACAACAAGUGGAUGCCUACUACCACAGCUAUUGUAGUUAAUUUUAUUCACUAUGGUGCUAUUAUAUCAACAUCUUUAGUUAUUGUUGUAUUUGCUGCUUGGAAUUAUAGAACAAUUGGAAUGACGUAUUCCACAAUAGAAACUAUUGAAAACAAAUUGAACAUUCAUAACAGAUGUGUUAAGACGUCCAUAAUUUUCUUGAUUUCAAUAAUACUCUUGACAAUGCUUUGUAUUUGGGAUUUUUGGACUAGUUUUCAAAUAAAUCAGAUUUAUGUCUGGUAUAUAGCAUCUUAUAUUUAUAAAAUGUUAUUUAUAGUAUUUAUAUUUCAGUUACUACUGAUUACCAAUAGAAUAAAAGCUCUGUUUCGAGCCUUAAAUACACAGCUUAUAAAAACACUACAAUCAACAGCAAAGCAAUGUAUGCAUAAAAAUCUGCCUGCUGUUGAGAUAUUAUCAGCUUCUACUAAAAUAUAUGCAUCAGAAAUUAAAACUCUGCCUUCACUGUGUGACAUUCAUUGGGAUAUCUGUGAAGCUAUUGACCAUUUCAAUACAGCUUUCAAGAUACAAUUACAGUUUCAGUUUUUUACUAUGUUCAUACAAUUAGUAGACUGUCCUUAUUUCAUAUUUUUAACAUUAAAAGAAUCAAUGUCUUCAAGUUUACAUUUUCAGUUUAUAAUGGCAUCCCUUGGCUACACUAUAUUACAAGUAGCACAGAUUUUUGCUAUAGUUCUGCCAUGUGGUGCGGCAACAAAAACUGGGAAUGAAACAUCUUUCAUCCUUUGCAAGCAUUUACAUUCUGGCCUUCCAAUGGCUAUGAAAAAAAAUAUCAAAUCCUUCUUAACUCUGCUAGAAGUUCAUAGAACUGAUUUUCACUGUGGCAUUUUCAAACUGAAUGAAUCUGUGAUUUCAGCGGUGACAGGAAGUGUAACUACUUACCUUGUGAUUCUUAUUCAGUUUCAAAAUCAAGAUUUUGAUUCAUAA
This is a messenger RNA of Nezara viridula (southern green stink bug), 1161 nucleotides long. NCBI's taxonomy places the organism in Eukaryota, Metazoa, Arthropoda, Insecta, Hemiptera, Pentatomidae. The record is from the annotation of a GenBank genome assembly.